UUUUUGUCUCUCUAACUUUUCAAAUCUAUAGAAUAACUUUAAACUCGUUAUCAAGAACCCAAUUUUGGAAAAAUCCCAAAAGAACCCAGAUUGGAAUUUCGUUUCUGGGUUCUGUGGUCAUAAUGUUUUUGGGUUUAUACAAACUUUGAAGUUUUAAGUAAAUUCAACAAUAUUAGAUGCAUAAAUAUAUAAAUAACUCAUACAGUUCGAUUUUAUUGCCAUUAUAUGUUCAUAAGAAGAAAUUUGAGUUUGUUUCCGAUGGAACAUAAUUGGCAGCUACUUUAAGCUGAUUUACAGUUGCUAUUGGAUCAUUAGAGCUGGAUUGCUUUACAAUCAUAAGUUUGAAGCUUGCAUAAGUGUGAUUGUGUAGUAGCUGCACUGCGAGCUACUUGACUAUUAAAGAACUAUAGAGGAUGCACUUUCGAAUAGGGAAUUAACAAAGCUUCAAACUGUUGCACAUAUCUUUUGAUUCCUUGUAUAGCCUAACUGAACAAGACCUCGAAAUUAGGAAUUUCAUCUUUUUAACUUUUUUGUUGGAAAACAGAAUUUGUCAUAGAUACAUAUACUCUAAAGCUAUAUAUAAUAGUAAUCAACAACUACUAAAAAGUAGGUGUAACUAGGUUUUUGAACUCCUAUAUAUCAUAAAUCGAAAAUGAAACGAGGAUACACAGGAUCACCAUCAACCUCUGAUGGCCCUCCUAAGUCCAAAGUCAGAUAUACACCUGAAGGUGAUGCACAUUUUCCUGAGGAUUUUGUUCAAAAAGUGGCUGAUCAUUAUAGUGCAAGAACGAAUCAGACUCUGGAAGAGCGAGAAGCGAGUCCAAUUAUCCAUUUAAAAAAACUUAACAACUGGAUAAAAAGUGUUCUAGUUCAACUCUAUGCUCGUCGAGAUGAUGCGGUCCUUGAUCUUGCUUGUGGGAAGGGUGGUGAUCUUAUCAAAUGGGAUAAAGCAAAAAUUGGAUAUUAUGUUGGAAUUGAUAUAGCUGAAGGCUCGAUAGAAGAUUGCCGCACACGUUACAAUGGUGAUGCUGAUCAUCACCAGCGUCGCAGAAAGUUCUCUUUUCCUGCCCGCCUCAUAUGCGGGGAUUGUUAUGAGGUUCGCUUGGAUGAAGUACUGGCAGAUGAUGCUCCAUUUGAUAUCUGCAGUUGCCAGUUUGCUUUACAUUAUUCAUGGUCUACUGAAGCCCGUGCUAGAAGAGCCUUGGCCAAUGUAUCAGCGUUGCUUCGCCCAGGAGGCACCUUCAUUGGAACAAUGCCAGAUGCUAAUGUUAUUGUUAAAAAACUUAGAGAAGCUACUAACGGGAUGGCCUUUGGUAAUAGUGUUUAUUGGAUACGUUUUGAUGAAGGAUACUCUGAAAAGAAAUUUAAGUACUCUGCCCCUUAUGGUAUCAAGUAUAAGUUCCACUUGGAGGAUGCUGUUGAUUGUCCCGAAUGGAUUGUCCCUUUCCAUAUUUUCAAAUCAUUGGCGGAAGAGUAUGAUUUAGAGUUGGUUUUUGUGAAGAAUGCUCACGAAUUUGUUCACGAGUAUAUGAAAAAACCAGAAUAUGUUGAUUUGAUGCGAAGACUGGGUGCUUUGGGUGAUGGUAACCAAGACCAGAGCACUCUGUCGCCAGAUGAAUGGGAAGCGGCUUACUUGUACUUGGCAUUUGUAUUGAGGAAGCGUGGCCAACCAGAUCGGAAACAAUCUAGCAACAAACGGGACAAAGGGAAGAUGCAUAUAUUAAAGGAGGACAUCUUGUACAUUAAUAAUGUAUAAGUCUACAGAACAAAUGACCAAACAAGUGGGAUUCAAAUGAAAUAACAAGUGUUUUCUGAGGCUAAUGCAGACUACUCUGAGCUGAACGAUUAAAAUAGUCAUGUAACUCGUGUUGUUCUUUGAGCCCCAGAAAUAGUCGGGGUACUCAAUUUUGUAGAUUUAAAUAACUGUUACGUAUAGCAGUUCUCUCUGCUUGAGAAGCGUCAUUUUCGGUUGCACACUCUGCUCUGUUGCCAGGUAUCGGAAAUAUUUAUAGUUGAGGAAGUAUAACACUAUUCUGUUGGCACCGAGUUGGUGGGUGAUCAGCAUCAAAAGUCAGUCAGUAAUCUUCUGUCUUGUAACAGAACAGUUAAAAUAAUAAAAAUGGAAAAAAAAAAUGACAGCACAGCCUAGAGGUGUGUUAAUUGAUACUUUA
Molecule: messenger RNA, 2171 nt
Organism: Mercurialis annua (annual mercury)
Lineage: Eukaryota; Viridiplantae; Streptophyta; Magnoliopsida; Malpighiales; Euphorbiaceae
Product: mRNA cap guanine-N7 methyltransferase 1
Exons: 14
Coding region: 653-1756 (367 amino acids)
Biological process (GO): 7-methylguanosine mRNA capping
Cellular component (GO): nucleus
Molecular function (GO): mRNA 5'-cap (guanine-N7-)-methyltransferase activity
Source: RefSeq, a predicted model, not a curated record